Messenger RNA from Trichomycterus rosablanca, 2331 nucleotides. It is a transcript of the gene camk2n1, whose product is annotated as calcium/calmodulin dependent protein kinase II inhibitor 1. The coding region runs from base 303 to 539 and encodes 78 amino acids. Lineage: Eukaryota; Metazoa; Chordata; Actinopteri; Siluriformes; Trichomycteridae. Gene Ontology annotation, molecular function: protein kinase binding; calcium-dependent protein kinase inhibitor activity. Gene Ontology annotation, biological process: negative regulation of protein kinase activity. The transcript is spliced from 2 exons. The record is from RefSeq and is a predicted model, not a curated record.
CACAAAGACGCGCACCUCCGCUACACAGCAGACGCUCCCGCUCUCCGGAAAACCCCCCUAGAAAACAAAAUAACAACAAGGGGGAGAUUUUUUUGGUUCGGGGGCGUCAUUAAGCGGAGCAGGAGACAGAGAAAGGUAAAGAGAGAGUAAAGAGAGUAAACACGCGCUGUAAAGAAAAAAGACGCGUGAGCGAACACGAGCGUGAGCGUGUUUUUCCGUGCGCGCGGCUGUGUGUGUUUUGAUCCUCGCGCAGUAAGACGGAAUUUGCGGGGUGCACGCCUGCCUGACACCGCGCUUUCAGCAUGUCAGAGGUGCUGCCAUACAGCGAGGAGAAAAUGGCUCAUUACAGCAACGACGCCGACGAUGAGGACCACCUUUCAUUCACCUGUCGCCUGCAGGACACCAACAACUUCUUCAACGGCAACCAGAACAAGCGGCCGCCCAAGCUCGGCCAGAUCGGGAGAAGCAAAAGAGUCGAGGAAGAAACGGAUGGAGAAGCGCUGGAGAAGGCGGCGGAUAAGUCGUCAUCGUCUGCGUGAGCCGACUCCAAAGACACUUGACCUUUGAUGUGUGUACCCAAAGACAUUGUAAAGAAGCACCCCCCCUCUCCCAUCCGGCAAAACCAAGCACGACAUCACAACCCUCUUCCCAUCAAACAGGGAUGGCUGAUGGACACUGGCGUCCACUAACAAAGCAAAGAAGCAAAUGAGCCCAUGGGAAGGGAAUGCUGUGUUUUCCAAACCUUCGAGCUUUGUGCAAUGAAAGGGGUCGAAGCCCCGUCCUACCGGGAUGUAACGAAGCAAUUAGAGAUACAGACAGAUUGUACCAUUAACAUCAAACCAGUACAGAUUCAAUCCAGGUGCUGGCUGAUGUUCAUGGUAAAAUAGCAAUUUCAACUUCUUCCACGGUGAAUCUCUCAAAGAGGCUCGCUAUGUAUUUAAGAAGGCUAUUUAUUAAAUCUUUGGAUACCUUUUUUCAGUGUUGGAGGUCGAAGCAAAUUGAAUUUUAUAUACUGACAGGAAAAUGUGAUUUUUAUUUUCUUUUGUUGUUUUGGAUGUAGCUUGACUAAGGGAUUACCACAAUCAUACUCCUCCCUCUUUUGCCAAUUUCAUAAACGCAUUCAAUGUUUCCGAGAUAUACAGUAGAUCAGUUUGUUCAAGUCGAGUUCAAAAACACACAAAAAAGAUGAUUAAUAUUGUACUACAUAUUAUUACAUAUUACCGUAGAUGUGCCAAAAUAACCAUGACAGAAAUAUGUAUUUCUGUGCUUUCUUCACAUGCACAGGUCGAUGAAUAUUUGGUGUUCAUGUUUACAGGGCUUUUUUUCAUACUAGUGAUGUACUUUAGUCAUGCAUGACAAACCUUGCGACCUCAACAGGAUAUUAUUAUGGCUAAUGUUGUGUUUCACGAAACAUUUCUAAGGAAAUAUCUGUAAAAUUAAAGAUUUUAAGAAAAUGCUAAAAGCUGGUUUUGUCACGGCGUCCGAGUCUUUCUGAAGCCCUGAAUCAUGAUGGGUGUGUUCACAGUGACAGUUGACAUACACUUGCAAGACACAUGUAUGCCAUGGCCAACCAUAUUUUCUGUAAGUGAAAUAAGAAAAUAAUAAAUACGUCCUUUUUAAUGGAUUCUGAAUUAAAAAUGUACAUACUGUACAGGAAUUCAGAUUUUUUAUUCUGUUUUGUCAUUUACCUUUGUGGCACGGUGAAUAAGCUGGUGAAUAACACUAGUCUGACUGGCUCCAUUAAAAAGGUGCAUGGAACAGUGGUCUCUCGUUAAGGUCAGGAAAAAACUGCCAUCUGAUACUGAGAGGAAAUUCAUUCAUCUUAUGAUGAGAUAUAAUAAAAAAAAACACAGAAGGUCUGCUAUUGAUUAAAAGCUGCUAGUUUAUGGGUUAUGCUGUGCACAGUCGAACCAGCAUUACAUUUUCAUGUUUUCAUUAGUGGUUGCCAUGUAGGGAAAAAGCCCCCGCACUUGUUUUUUUCCCAUCUGAUCGCCAACAGAUUUCAGCCAGCGGCACGGUGGCUAAGUGGGUAGCACUGUCGCCUCACAGCAAAAAGGUCCUGGGUUCGAUCCCCAGGACCCCAGGUCCUUUCUGUGUGGAGUUUGCAUGUCCUCCCGUGUCUGCGUGGGUUUCCUCCGGGAGCUCCGGUUUCCUCCCACAGUCCAAAGACGUGCAAGUGAGGUGAACUGGAGAUACAAAAUUGUCCAUGAUGUUCGAUAUGACCUUGUGUACUGAUGAAUCUUGUGUAACAAGUAAAUACCAUUUCUGUCAUGAAUGUAACCAAAGUGUAAAACAUGAGGUUAAAAUCCUAAUGAACAAAUAAACAGACUU